AUGUCAAUAAGUAAUUUUUAUUCUAUGGCUUUUGUAUUUCCGUUGAAAUGUAAUAAGAAUUUGUUUAUUCUUUGAAUGAGCUGAAAGUGAAUAAACUGAAGAAUAUUUCUUAAAGUAAACUUUCCAAGAUGCAGAGGCGAGGUGGCAAACGCAUCCGUAUGGAUGAACCGCCUCCGGAAUAUGAAAACCCAAUGACACCACAAGUGGAUACAGAAGGCUAUGGAUAUGCACAACAUGGAAUGUAUCAACAAGAUUCUUCGUACAGUGAUCAUGCUGGUGGUUCUUCAGAUGGUAUGUUUGAAUCACCUCCAACACCUGGUAUGAGAAGGGUUACAAGAUCGAAAGCAAGAGGCUUGAACAAUCCUCCUCCACCUCCCCCGACAUACUCUCCUACAACACCAAGCCCUGGGAGAGGUGGACGUAGGGGUAGACCUGCUGGGAGAAAAAAUCAUGCAGACCAUAAUACAGAAGAUGAAACCUCAUUAUAUAACAUAAUUCGAAAUAGCAAGACAUCUUUAACGAAUAUUGUCGAUGAUUGGAUAGAAACUUAUAAAGUGAAUAGAGAAGCUGCUCUCAUAUCUUUGAUGCAAUUUUUCAUCAAUGCUGCUGGUUGUAAAGGAAGAAUAACUCAACAAAUGCAAGCUGAUAUGGAGCAUGCUGCUAUUAUAAGAAAAAUGACUGAAGAAUUCGAUGAAGAAUCAGGGGAAUAUCCUCUCAUUAUGGCAGGACAGAGUUGGAAAAAAUUCAGACAGAAUUUUUGUGAUUUUGUUCAGACUCUGGUGAAACAGUGUCAAUAUUCCAUAAUUUAUGACCAAUUUCUCAUGGAUAAUGUCAUAUCUCUUUUGACUGGUUUAUCUGAUUCCCAAGUUCGGGCAUUUCGUCAUACAGCUACUUUAGGUGCUAUGAAACUAAUGACUGCAUUAGUAGAUGUGGCAUUAACUGUUUCUGUGAACUUGGAUAAUACACAAAGACAAUAUGAGGCUGAACGUCAGAAAACUAGAGAAAAAAGAGCAAGCGAUAGGUUAGAAGCUCUACUUCAAAAGAGACAGGAACUAGAAGAAAAUAUGGAUGAAAUUAAAAACAUGUUGACAUAUAUGUUCAAAUCAGUAUUUGUACAUAGGUACAGAGAUACUUUGCCAGAAAUCCGAGCAAUUGCGAUGACUGAAAUAGGUGUAUGGAUGCAUAAGUUUCAUGCUAAUUUUCUUGACGAUUCCUAUUUGAAAUAUAUUGGUUGGACUCUUCAUGAUAAGGUGGGAGAAGUAAGAUUAAGGUGCCUCCAGGCAUUGCAGCCUUUGUACGCCAGUGAAGAAUUGAAAGGAAAAUUGGAAUUAUUUACCAACAAGUUCAAAGAUCGUAUUGUUGCCAUGACUUUGGAUAAAGAAUAUGAUGUAGCUGUUCAAGCAGUGAGACUAGUUAUAUCUAUUCUGAAGCAUCAUCAUGAAAUUUUGACUGACAAAGACUGCGAGCAUGUAUAUGAAUUGGUAUAUUCCUCUCAUAGAGCAGUAGCCCAAGCCGCUGGUGAGUUUUUGAAUGAACGACUUUUCCAACCGGGUGACAUAGAUCCUGGUAAGACAAAACGAGGUAAAAGACGAUUAGAAAAUACCCCGUUCAUAAGAGAUCUUGUCCAGUUUUUUAUUGAAUCGGAAUUACACGAACAUGCAGCUUAUUUGGUAGAUUCCCUCAUUGAGUCAAAUACAAUGAUGAAAGAUUGGGAAUGUAUGACGGAUUUAUUAUUAGAAGAACCGGGUCCUCAUGAAGAAGCUUUGGAUAAUCGUCAAGAAACAAGUCUCAUAGAAAUUAUGGUGUGCUGUGUGAAACAAGCUGCAACUGGUGAAGCUCCAGUUGGUAGAGGGCCUACCAGAAAAAUUUCUUCCUUGAGGGAAAUUAAGCAGGCCGGAGAAGAUAAACAGAAACUCACUGAGCAUUUCAUUCAAACACUUCCCUUACUCCUGGACAAAUACUCAGCAGAUCCUGAGAAAUUAGCAAACUUGUUGAGUAUCCCUCAAUAUUUUGACUUGGAUUUAUAUACGAGUGGACGUCAAGAGGGAUCUUUACAAGCUCUCUUAGCCAAAUUGAAACACAUUGUCCAAGUUCAUCAUGAACCUGAGGUAUUGGAAACUUUGGCCAAAACGUUAGAGAUCCUUUGCACCGAGGGACAUUCUAUUUAUACCAGGUGUGAUGUUGCCCGAUCAACAAUCGUAGAUAUGAUUGUCACCUCUUAUAAGGAUGCUAUUGAUGAUUGGAGGAACUUGUUACUGGGUGAAGAAACACCUGAAGCAGAUGAAAUAUUCAAUGUUCUUAGUUCUCUGAAAAAAGUAUCAUUAUUUUAUGCCUGUCAUAAUUUAAACCAGUGGAGUUUAUGGCAGUCACUGUUUCAGGAUGUAAAAGAUGUCGAGAGCCCUCUGCCCCCUGACGCACUCAAGUACUGUAUCAGUGCCUGCUUUUACUACCUUCUAUGGGGUCUUAGAUCCUUGGAAGUUAUGCAUGAAGGUGGUGGACUGACUGGUUCACCUACACAAGAACUACGUAGCCAACUUGAUCAGUUCAUUGAAGCAUGCCAAAACUUGAUACGUUUUUCCUCUGAACCUCUGAUCAAAGAAGAAUCAUACAUAAGCUUAUGCGAUCUGCUGAUUGUAUUUAGUGAACAACUUUCAGGUUCUGCCUCUUAUUUGGCUGAUUUGGUUUCCGUUCCUGACCGAAGUUUGCAGCUUUUGCUGAAUGAGUUUGUACAGAAUUUUGUAUUUGUUCCCGAGCAAAUAGCCGAACAUGAUGAGCACCGUAUUGAGGAAUUACAUAAGCGUAGAAACUUCUUAGCAGCUUAUUGUAAACUGAUUGUUUAUAAUAUAAUGCCAACUAAGGCCGCGGCUGAUGUGUUCCAGCAUUAUGUGAAGUAUUAUAAUGAAUAUGGGGAUAUUAUCAAAGCAACGUUGAGCAAGGCAAGAGAAAUCAACAAAGUGAAUUGCGCCUUGACGAUGUGUCUCAGUAUGAAUAUGAUGUACCAAGAAAUUCAAAAGACACCCAAUAAGAAUAAUAGACAGAAUGAGGAAUUUUUCGCAUUGAAGGAAUUGGCGAAGCGUUUUGCUUUAUCGUUUGGCUUGGAUGCUGUUAAGAAUCGAGAAGCAAUCACAGCACUCCAUCGAGCUGGUAUAUUAUUUGCUGUAACAGGUUCAGAAGCUCCAGAUGAUCCUACUGGACCACCACCUAAUCUGUCCUUUUUGGAAAUAUUAUCAGAAUUCACAAAUAAAUUAUUGAAACAAGAUAAAAGGGUUGUAUUAGCAUUUUUGGACCGAAGAAUACAUACAGGAAUGCCAAGUUCUAGAGGGGAAGAUUGGCAACCUUUGUUGUUAUAUAGAAAUUCUUUGCUUCAUGGGGAAUCUGAUGCUUUACCAACAACCAGCAAAAGGGCCUACGGCAGGAAAAGAAAAGAUCCCGAGUCAGAGCCUGAACAAGAAGACGAACAUUUGUCUGAUCAGGAAUUUCCAGGUUGUUUAUAUGGUUGAACUGAAUUUCUCAAUUCGAAUUAUAAAUAGUAUAAUUAGGGUGUUGCAUUUUUUAUAUUUAUAAUUGAAAUUAUUUAUACAAUGAUUUAUUCAUAUUAUUGUGACUCUUUGACAGGGAAAUCUUCUUUAUUCCAGUAAAACUCAAUGUUUUCUUGUU
This is a messenger RNA of Harmonia axyridis, 3657 nucleotides long. Its product is annotated as cohesin subunit SA-1. The transcript is spliced from 10 exons. Lineage: Eukaryota; Metazoa; Arthropoda; Insecta; Coleoptera; Coccinellidae. The record is from RefSeq and is a predicted model, not a curated record. The coding region runs from base 129 to 3500 and encodes 1123 amino acids. Gene Ontology annotation, biological process: sister chromatid cohesion. Gene Ontology annotation, cellular component: cohesin complex; chromatin; nucleus. Gene Ontology annotation, molecular function: chromatin binding.